AUGCCGCCUAAAGCCCCCACGAGUUACACCCCCGGGGACGACGUGUCCAAGCUCACGGUGAAGGUUUUAAAGGAGGAGCUUGAAAAGCGAUCGCUCCCGAGCGACGGCCUCAAGGCCGCGCUCGUGAAGCGACUGCAGGAGGCGGUAGACGGCGGCGGCGACGCCGCCGCGGCCGCGCCGGAACCCGCCGCGGAGGCCGCGGAACCCGCGGCGGAGCCCGCGCCCGCGCCCGCGGCGGAGCCCGCGCCCGCGGCGGAGCCCGCGACCGCGCCCGCGGCGGAGCCCGCGCCCGAGCCCGCGGCGGAGCCCGCGCCCGAGCCCGCGCCCGCGCCCGCGGUCGACAUGGCCGCGAUCAUGGCGAAAGCGCAAGCGAUCGCGGACAAGGCGAUGGCGUCGCAGCCCGCGGACGAGGGCGAGGGCGGCGCGAAACGCGAGCGGAGCCCCGGCGCCGCGGCGGCGGGCGAUGACGAGCGCGCGGCGAAGCAGCCGGCGUACGGCGCGCCGGCGGGCGCCGACCCCGCGGCGGCGGCGGCGGCGGCGGUGGCGCAAUCCGCCGCCGCCGCGGGCGGCGCGGCGAACGAAGUCGUCAUCGUCGAGGGCACCGCGGGGCACGAGGGACGGAUCAUCGGCCGCGGCGGCGGGACGAUCCGCGACUUGCAGGACAGGUACGGCGUGCGCAUCCAACUCAAGCGCGAGCACGGCGUCACGGAGGUCGUCGGACCCGGCGCGCAGGGCGCCGCCGCCGCCAUUCGCGAGAUCAUCUCGCAGGUCGCGGUGAUGGGCGCCCCGCCUGGGGCGGACCGCGCGGCCGCCGGCCCCGUCGUCGGCGGCGCGAAGGAGACCAUCCCGUGCGCCGGCGCGGAGUCGCGCAUCAUCGGAAAGGGCGGGAACAACAUCCGCUCGUUGCGCGAGCGCACGGGCGCGUCCAUUCGCGUGUUGAACGACUCGCAGACGUGCGUCAUCGAGGGCACCCCCGAGCAAGUCGCCGCCGCGGCCGCGGUGGUCCGCGAGCACAUUCAGCAGUACAACGAGCGCAUGGCCGGCGGCGGCGGCGGCGGCGGCGGCUACGCGAUGUCGGGAGGCUACGCGCCGAGCGGCGGAGGCUACGCGCAACCGGGCGGGUACGCGCAGCCGCAGGCGGGCGGAUACGGCGGGUACGGACAGCCGCAGGGCGGGUACGGACAGCCGCAGGGUGGGUACGCGCAGCCGUCGUACGGGCAGCAGCAGGGCGGGUACGGGCAGCCGGAGCCGACGCCGACCGGGGCCGCGGACCUGCCUCCCGGGUGGCAGGAGCUGUCCGCCAACGGGCAGGUGUAUUACUGGAACACGCAGACGAACCAGACGCAAUACGAGAGGCCGUAUUAA
This is a messenger RNA of Micromonas pusilla CCMP1545, 1365 nucleotides long. RefSeq lists its product as uncharacterized. The record is from RefSeq and is a predicted model, not a curated record. Bases 1 to 1365 code for a protein of 454 amino acids. The transcript is spliced from 2 exons. NCBI's taxonomy places the organism in Eukaryota, Viridiplantae, Chlorophyta, Mamiellophyceae, Mamiellales, Mamiellaceae. Gene Ontology annotation, cellular component: cytoplasm; nucleus. Gene Ontology annotation, biological process: regulation of gene expression. Gene Ontology annotation, molecular function: mRNA binding; protein binding.